GUUGUUUUCGUUUGGAGCACUUCACUCGACCCCCUUCCUUGGCGCUCCCCUCCCCCCGUCACUUUCCCCGCUCGCCCGGGUCGCUGCUACUGCCGCCGCCGCCGCUGCUGCUGCUGCUGAUUCGGGAGGCGGAGGAGGAAGAGGACGCAGUUCCAAAGACUUUGGAAGCACCAGGCGCAGGCUGCAUUGAUUGAUUGACACCUCCCCGCCCCAGUUUUGCGGUGUCCCUCCCGCGCAAAGAGCCUCUCUCUUGGAGUUGUUUCAGUUACUGAGCUGUGGACAUCAAGACGAAAAGGGAGAAACUGACACCCCACUCCCCUAAAAAAGAAAAAAACAAUCCAGUUUUUUUUUUUUUUUGCAUUUUCCUCGAAAAACGUCCAAAGGGAGGAAAAGAUCCCGGAGAAAGGUUGCAGGGUCUUUCCUAUUCUUCUCCCUCCUCCCCGCCCCGUUCCCCACUCCCCGAAGGAAAAAAAAAAUCCCUGGGAGAUGGUGACAUAUGAAGCGAGCCGGGAGGACCAUGGUUGAGAGGACCAGCAAGUUCUUGCUGAUCGUGGCCGGCUCGGUGUGCUUCAUGCUCAUCUUGUACCAGUAUGUGGGGCCGGGGCUGAGUCUGGGGGCGCCCAGCGGCCGCGCCCUGGCCGAUGACCUGGACCUCUUCCCCACGCCCGACCCGCACUACGUGAAGAAGUAUUACUUCCCCGUGCGCGAGCUGGAGCGGGCGCUCACCUUCGACAUGAAGGGCGAUGAUGUGAUCGUAUUCCUUCACAUCCAGAAGACCGGUGGCACCACCUUCGGCCGCCACCUGGUGCAGAACGUGCGCCUCGAGGUGCCCUGCGACUGCCGGCCCGGCCAGAAGAAGUGCACCUGCUACCGGCCCAACCGCAGGGAGACCUGGCUAUUCUCCCGUUUCUCCACCGGCUGGAGCUGCGGUCUGCACGCCGACUGGACCGAACUCACCAACUGCGUGCCCGGAGUGCUGGACAAGCGGGAGAACGCGGCCCUCAAGACCCCAAGAAAAUUCUACUAUAUUACGCUGCUGAGAGACCCGGUGUCCCGCUACCUCAGCGAGUGGAGGCAUGUUCAGCGCGGGGCCACCUGGAAGACCUCACUGCACAUGUGUGAUGGGCGGACCCCAACGCCCGAGGAGCUGCCCCCAUGUUAUGAAGGCACAGACUGGUCAGGCUGCACCCUGCAGGAGUUCAUGGACUGCCCCUACAACCUGGCUAACAACCGCCAGGUAAGGAUGCUGGCUGACCUGAGCCUGGUAGGUUGCUACAACAUGUCCUUCAUCCCUGAGAACAAGCGGGCGCAGGUCCUUCUGGAGAGCGCCAAGAAGAACCUCCGGGACAUGGCCUUCUUCGGCCUGACGGAGUUCCAGAGGAAGACCCAGUACCUGUUUGAAAGGACUUUCAACCUGAAGUUCAUCCGGCCCUUCAUGCAGUACAACAGCACCCGGGCGGGUGGCGUGGAGGCGGACAGUGAAACCAUCCGGAGGAUCGAGGAGCUGAACGACCUGGACGUGCAGCUCUAUGACUAUGCCAAGGACCUCUUCCAGCAACGGUACCAGUACAAGCGGCAGCUGGAGAGGAUGGAGCAGAGGAUUAAAAAUCGAGAGGAAAGACUUCUCCACCGGUCCAACGAGGCCCUUCCCAAGGAAGAGGCAGAGGAACAGGGACGUUUGCCCACUGAAGACUACAUGAGCCAUAUUAUAGAGAAGUGGUAGCCCAGGGGAGCCUUUUCUACUUGACAGCACCCAAGAAUUCUCACGGGGGGGGAUCAUAUGGUUGUGUGACAGAAACCCACAAAACUUUAUUUAAAAAAUCCCAAGUCUAUUUGACAGGAGGUAGAUGUGUCUGAAAAACACACAACAGGGAGGGGGGAAGAGAGGGAGUGGGGAAGUGUGGCUUUUUACUGUUUCUACAAGGCCAGACGUUCUUUAAAAAAUAAAUAAAGGAAAAUUUCAAAUGGGUCACAGCCAACUUGUACUUAACACAGAACCACCAAGUCAGCUCCCCCCAUCUGAGGACCAGGACUGCACAAAUGGUUUGUGCCCCAAGCUCAGAAGAGGGUCACAUUCCUUUGCAUCUGUGCCCUGAGCAUCCAGGCCAAUGGGGGAGAAGGCGGUGGUAGCUUUUAGAAAAGGAAAGUCGUGACAGAAUGGCUUGGCUAUCAGUCCAUCGUCUAACGACAAAAAGCAGCAGUGCUCAGGUUCAUAUCGCCAUAGAGGAAAACAAAGUUAAAAAAAAAAGACAACUAAGGGAGGGUUUCAAACACAAGGGGGAACACAGGGGAUUUUGAAGCUGUCUAAGAUAUACCCCAUGCCAAGGGGCCCUCAUUACUUCACCCAUAAGCUAGGAGGUCAUCUUCAGAGCACAGGAAAGAGAAACCAAAUUUGAUUCCAUAUAGAAUUGAUGGUAUUUAUGCGCACACAGACACACACAUACACACAUCAUCCCUUCUCUAGCCUUAAAAAAGGUCAAAACACCAGUGUUUUGUUUUGAUUUGUUUUAGUACAUCAGGCAGGUUCUUCCCAUAGAACACGGGGACCAUCUCACUCAAAAGCCUGAAGAGACUAUGUGGACCCAGACAGAAACCAUCACCCAUGCCUUUAUUACCUGUGAGCAUCUGAAAUAUUUAUGAGGGCAGGUACCUGUCUUUAUUCAGGAAAACACAAUUACUUCUUUCAAAUUAUCUUAAGAAGUUUGGGGUUUUUUUUUCCCCUGCACUUGCCCUCCUUUAAGACCAUCCCUAGCUUUCAAAGUUUGCCUGAAGACUAAACAGCCUCCUUACUUAGAGAAUAACACAACAGGAAAACCACAGGAAGAAGGAAAAGGACAAGCAUUGGGUCUUUGGCUUGAGUCCUGCUGGCCCCUGCCAUUUCAAAUCGUGUUCCCCCCAAGGAGGAGUCAGAUUUCAUUCUCCUGCUUAAUAUCAGAAUCCCUAACUGGAGUUGAUGCCCGUCAACAGGGGGCCAGCAAUACAUUCCUGCCCAUUUCCAGCUAUCUUAUUCCACAUUCUCCAAACCACUUAGGUAUCUUUGCCACUCUACUCUGCACCUGUGUAUUGACAUGGAAAUUAUUUGGGGUAGGGGGGUAAUUUACAUAUUAGGCUUUAUUAAUCACCCCCUGGAACUGAACCAUUAUGGAGGGAGACAGUGAUUAGAGGAAGGCAGUUGUGUGUUCCAAAGCUGUGAGCAUGCCUGUGGUAUAAGAAAGGGGCCCUGGGAGUUAGGCCCACUGAGGUGUUUUUACCCAGCAGCUCUCACCCCCCAAGGCCAACCACCACCACGUCCUGCUUUUAUGUCGCUGCCUUUAUCCCCAGAAUCGGUGGCUUCAGAGGGUAUCGUCAGAGGGUAUCCGACUGGCUUCAAUGAAAUUUACAUCCAGCACCCCCAUCGACCAGUUAUGUGGAACCAGUUGGCCACCGGAGAUGUUACUGCCUGAAUGGACGGUGUAGAGCAGGAAUGAGGCCAGUCUCCUGCACAGGAUGGAAGCAUCCCCUGAGUGUCCGUAACACUCUGGAAAAGACCUUAUGGAAAACCUCCUAAACUUCCCUCAUGUUUGGAGAGUUGCUAAAGGAUUCAGGAUGUGACCCCAGUCAAAAACUCUGCCCCAAGCCUCAGACUCCAGUUAUUUUCACAUUGCUUAUUUGUCUCAUGGCCUCCAUAGAUAAAUGGAGUGAAACCUCAGUUAACAAAAAUAAAAAAUUUCUAAAACCUCAGUUAAGUACAACUCAGAUAUAGGACCCUCAACUAACCAGAAUUCUUUUGUGGGACGGGGAGGAAGGGAAAAGCAACGGCUGCCAUUGGAUUUUAGGUGAAAGAAAUGCAAACCUCAAGGAAAGAUGCUGGUGUGAAGGACUUAGUCAAGAAAAUAAUUUCCAGAGGCUAUCCUGAGCACAUUCUGAAGUCAUCCCAAUUCCCCUACAUCUUCUCUCUCGACAUCAAGCAGUUAGAGUGGAUGUUCAGGACAAUAUCCUUGAGGCCCUACGUGACCUUCAGUCAGGAAAGAAGGAUUCCAUUAAGUCAUCCACACACCUCUGAAUGAGGCAGGAAAAGGAGGGGACUCUGGUACUUUAGAAAGUGUUUCACCAACAGAGGCUGGUACUGAAAAGAGGUUUAUGGCUUACUCUUAUUGCUCAGAAGUUCAACUAACCAGGAACUGCAUAGGGUUUUGCUCUCAGCCUCUUGAAAUCCUUCUGCCUGUUGUAAAGGUCAGUCCUUCGGUUUAUUACGCACCUCCCUUACAGAUUCCAGUGUGAUCCUUUGGCUCCUGGUGUGUGUAUGUCUUUGCUUUCUGGUGAAUACUAUUCUAGAGCCAUUUUUCCCAUCCAUUAAAACAUUUCACAGUUAUCUCCACCCACCUUUCCAAUCCACUGGCCAAGUCCCCAAGGCAGCAUUACUCCCCAAAUCUCUGUUGUAACUUCCCUGGUGUCUUCUUCUCUUCCUCCAUCCUUCUUGCUUCCUUUCACUGUCCUCCCUACUUCCUCUCCCUGUUUUCCUCUUGCUUUUCUUCUCCUUCAUCCCACACUUUGUUUCCAGAUCUCUAUUUGCCGUUGCUUCCCUCCCUGUCCUUUUCACUUCUUUCUCACCCCCAUCUUUCUUUUCCUCUCUUUUUUCCUCCUGUAGCCAUUCUUCAGCUUCCUUUUAUUUCCGUCUCCCCAGAUUUCCUAGCCUGGUACCCGCUCUGGUCACACUAUAAAGUGAAGUGUUGGAAAGGAAGUGUUGCUGAAGGUCCUGGGGCAUUCCCAGGUGGUCUCACUGUAUGAUACCCUUGCUCUAUGGAAUGACCCAGUGUCAGGAUCCAAAACCAGGCUCCUCCCCACCCCUCUCCCCAGCCACCCUGGGAGACAGGCAAUCUGUUCUAAUCUGAACUUGAGUGGGUGUCCUCUUACCUCCCUCAGCCAGAGAUGCCACCUCCAUUUUCCAGCCGAACCAACCAUUGGACAGCCCAACCCUUCAACCAAAUGAUCCAGAAAUGCCCUCUGUGUCAGAGCGGCAUCAGCAGCUCCGAAGAAUCCCUAGGCCCCUCUCACUUUGUAAAAGCUCCCCAACACUAGACAAGGCUUUGAAUGUUCUUGCUCUCUAGGUAUGUGCCAAGCAGGCUGCUUCUUCACCCCUUCUUUCCUGGAAGCACAGCAGAGUUUCCAGAACAGGUUGUGACAACAGCCUGUGGAGUGGAAUAAAAAUACUCUAGCUAUAUUUAGCUAUUCCAGGUGCUUUCACAUCUAUUAAGCGAUCUUAAUGACACUCUGUGAAGUUGGUAUUUUUAUCUUCUUUUUGAUAGGUGAUAUAGUUGAGGGAGGCCUAGAGAGGUUUAAGUGACUGGCCCAGGGUCACACAGUGAGUUAGAGACAGAACCUCACUAAGAGAUCCCGAGAGGAAGAUGGGGUACAAGCUUCUGUCUCAGGAUGUGUUAGUAAGGACCUUUCCUAGCCCAAUUUUCACUAGGAUAUCUAGGCAAAAAUAAAAUCACUGCAGAGAAUGGGGGAAGCUUUUUCCCCCCAGUUUGAUUUCUUGCUUUAGUACAGCAUGUCCUGGUAUCUGGGCUUUUUAUUUCCUUAUACACGAACUGAAGAGGAAUCAGGAACCAGAUGGGAUGGGUUGCUAGCUUGUAUGCCAUGGCAGAGAGCAGUCAGCUCUUUGGGAGGCUUGCCUUCCUGGCCCAUUUCUGCCAACCUAAUUAAAAAUGUACAUCAUAAGCUGGGUACAUCCCAUAGACAGAGAUGAUUGGGUGGGUGCUGGUUAUGUGCUUGGGGGUGCAUGUCAUAUGCAAGAAAUAGAGGUGAUUCUGUGGGUGAAUUUAGUAGAGUUGGCCCUUUUAAAUGGCAAACCAGUAAUCAGUGGUUUAGCUUUGAAAAUCUUAAUGGAGAAUUUCUCUCAUCAAAAUGAUCAGCUGUGGUUUGGAAGAGUGACAGGGAUCUCUCACCAAGAUUAGUGUGGGCUGUAGAGCCCAGUCGUACUUCACUUGGUGUUACUCCCACAUUCAGGAAGGGACUUUUCAUUUGCCAGGCACACUGGCCCAAGUACAAUGUGGAAGGAUGCGAGCGCAUUCCUCUCUUGUAAUUCCCUCUGCACCAAGCCUGGGACUCCCUCGGAGGACUGAAUCAAGAGACCUGUACUCUGAAAGGCUGAUCUGCUUUGAGAAUAGUGCUGGGAGCACGUGAUUUGUUUUGUACAUAUUGAAAUAUGUUUUAACUUAUUUUUAAUUGCCCCAAUUCCCCUCGAAGUGAUGAUUUUUCUGUUUCUUCGUUUGCAUUUGGAAGUUUAAAAAAAAGGUCUCUUAUUCUUUCCAUCACCAGUACUUCGGGUGCCCGUGAGGCAGAGCAAACCCGCAGCUGCCAAUGACCGUCCUCGAAUUUUCGGUUCACUCUGUUGGCUUUUGAUUGAAGGCAUCACUUGUACUCCCUUUCAUUUCAGCAACGUCUUGGAAACAGAAAGGAUGAGCCAAUGGGGAAGGGGAGUUCCCCCUUACAAGUUGCCCUUUCUGAUGACUUUAUCUGCCAGAGAACUCAUGUGGGGGGAGGAGGGGAACGGUGUUGCUGAGAGGGCAAACUCAAAAGUCCAGUAAGUUAAAAAAAAAUCAGUUCCUGACCCAGCCCCAACCUAGGCCCAGCAGACCCAGCUGCUCCCCUGGAGCUAAGAAAAAGGAAAGCCGGGGUUUUCUGAGCAAUGAGUCUGUGACAUUUUCAGUUUAACUUGAGCCCAGUAACAUUUAAAGCUUUUAUUUAUUUAUAGCUUCUUAACAAAAAAAAAAGAAAAAAGAAAAAGUUGUGUUCAUUGAGAAGGAAUUGUUUGGUUAUUCGUCUAAGAAAAUGGUUCAACAAAAAAAAAUAAUCUUCUAAUUGUUUUUGUCUAGGUCAAGAAUGAAUGUUAGCAAAUGAAAUAAAUCUUCAAAUUGAGCCCUG
Trichosurus vulpecula (common brushtail) is the source of this 6906-nucleotide messenger RNA. It is a transcript of the gene HS6ST1, whose product is annotated as heparan sulfate 6-O-sulfotransferase 1. Gene Ontology annotation, molecular function: heparan sulfate 6-sulfotransferase activity. Gene Ontology annotation, cellular component: membrane. Bases 497 to 1723 code for a protein of 408 amino acids. The record is from RefSeq and is a predicted model, not a curated record. The transcript has 2 exons. Lineage: Eukaryota; Metazoa; Chordata; Mammalia; Diprotodontia; Phalangeridae.